CGGGUACAAAUACAACUUCAAACAAACAGGACAUGAUCAAACCACAUGUAGGGCCAUUAUUGCAUCUAAGUUUACUGCCAAAUGCCCAUUCACAUCACCUUCAAUUCCAAAGCCUACAACUUCAACUUCUAUAACAAUCGACAACACUAAAAAAAUUCACCAAACAAAUUUGGGAUUUUGGAUAAAAUUGAAGCAGAAAUUGAUAAAAAUGACAAAGAUAAUGUCACUCAAUACACAACAAAAUCCACCAUUUUGUCCUCCUAAACCUCACCCACACUAUUUGCAUCCACAAUAUCUGUCUUAUGCUCACCACAAUUUAACUAAUUUUUCUUUAAUUAUAACCCCAAAAAUAUGAUUUACCAGAAAAAUCAAAAGAUCCCCCCAAAAAUCUAACUUUUCCCAGGUUAUUUGAAUAAUAAAGGACCAGUCUUUUGAUGCUGGUUUAUUGGGUUUUAUCUGUAGAUGGUAAUAGAAAUGAACCACUUUCCAACAACAACAAGUAGUGCAUCUUUUUUCCAAUUUUGCCCUAAUGGGCUCGUCAAAUUUACUGAAUUUAGACAUGGGCAGAAGCUAUUUAGUGGUUCUUAUGAGUUAAUGUUGCAAAGGAAGGAGUUACAUCGCCUCAAAUUUGUGGCUGCUUGUGAACUUCCAAGGCCUUUUACUCUCAAUUUUGAUUUGGAUUCUCAGGCUUUUCAACCUUAUGAUGUGACACAACUGCGUUGGAUUGGUCCUGUUCCUGGAGAUAUUGCUGAGGUGGAGGCAUACUGCAGGAUAUUUAGGGCUGCAGAAGCUUUACAUACUACGUUGAUGAACAUGCUGUGCGAUCCCGUCACUGGUGUCUGCACUGUAUCAUAUGAUUAUUCCUCAGAGGUUUUGGAAGACAAGAUAGUGACUGUUCUAGGAUGGAUGAUAUCUCUUUUGAACAAAGGAAGGCAAGUUGUUCUUUCCGGCAGGUCAUCGCUUAUGACAUCUUUUAGUGUUGAAGAGAUGAACACUAUGGAGAAUAAGCUUCCCCCGCUUGCAAUCUUUAGGAGUGAGAUCAAGAGGUGUUGUGAAAGUUUACAUGUUGCACUCGAAAAUUAUUUGGUGCCCGGAGAUGAUAAAAACCUUGAUGUAUGGAGAAAACUUCAACGCCUGAAAAACCUGUGUUAUGAUUUGGGCUUCCAACGUGGAGAAGAAUCUCCCGGUCAUAUGCUAUUUGCCAAUUGGGUUCCAGUCUCCAUGGCCAUUACUAAAGAGGAUACAAUAACUGCUGAUUCUGAUGUGGCUUUCUGGAGAGGUGGUCAGGUGACGGAAGAAGGUUUAAAGUGGUUAAUGGACAAAGGUUUCCGCACCAUUGUUGAUCUUAGAGCGGAAACUGUGAAAGAUAACUUCUAUCAAGCUGCAUUAAACGAUGCUGUUGGUGCUGGGAAGGUUGAGCUGUUUAAGUUACCUGUUGAGAUCGAAACAUCACCUUCAAUGGAGCAGGUUGAGAAAUUCGCUUCUUUGGUAUCUGAUCCGAGCAGGAGGCCAAUCUAUCUGCAUAGUAAAGAAGGUGUGUGGAGGACUUCGGCUGUUGUUUCAAGAUGGCGGCAGUAUGUGGCUUCGAAUGAGUCGCUGCUUGUUUCCAAUAGAAUCCCUGUUAAUGGAACUUUAGCACAAGGAACCAAUGGAUCUCCUACAAUUGAUGCACCUUCAAUUGUCGACGUAGAGAAACAUUUGAAUGAUGGGAAUGCGGUGCUAGAAAAUACGAGAGAUAACACGAGUAUUCCACAUACGCUGUUACAGAGUCAAAAUCCUGUUAUUGUCGAAAAUCGUGUUGAGCAAACCAAGGAGGUUUCUAAUCAUCGUGUCAAUGACAAUGAGUCUGUGGUAUUGACUGAAGUCAAUAAUAGUAUGUCAAGUACAAAAAUUGACCCUUUCAAGUUGCAGGUUCCUCCCAACAAUGUAUUGUCCAGAAAAGAAAUGUCCAAGUUUUUUAGAGACAGAAAGAUCUCUCCUUCCACUUUUGCCAUUUAUCGACAGAGGAGGUCACCUUCUCCCAAAGAAGCACGUACUAGUAGUGAAAAUUCUGAGCAAGAUAGGGUGGAUUCUGUGUCUAUGCUGACAAAGCUUGAAAACUCAAAUGGGUCAUCCGGGAGCAAAGAUCUAUCUUGGGGUGAUCAGAAAAAGGCUACAGGCAAUGGUACGACCGUUGCUAACUAUGACUACACUUCAAGUGACGGGAUUGCUAAUGGAGAUAGGCCUUCCAUAAUAAGAAAUGAUGUUUCAGCUAGUGUGAAAACGAAUAAUUUCGGCAAAAACACAUCUGAAGCUGUUGAGCUUAAUCAAAAGAAUAAUGGUCAUUUUUCUGUAGUUCCGGGAGAUAAGGGUGUGGAGGUAAUUGAGGGGAACAUGUGUGCUUCGGCAACUGGUGUUGUUAGGAUACAGUCUAGAAAGAAAGCUGAGAUGUUUCUUGUACGAACUGACGGUUUUUCUUGUGUAAGGGAAAAGGUGACAGAAUCCUCUCUUGCAUUUACUCAUCCAAGCACGCAGCAGCAGAUGCUUUUGUGGAAAUCUACACCUAAGACUGUUCUAUUACUUAAAAAGCUCGGGCCAGAACUUAUGGAACAAGCUAAAGAGGUUGCGUCAUUCUUAUAUUACCAAGAAAAGAUGAAUGUUCUUGUUGAGCCAGAUGUACAUGAUAUAUUUGCAAGAAUUCCCGGGUUUGGUUUUGUUCAAACAUUUUAUGGCCAAGAUACCAGUGAUCUUCAUGAAAAAGUUGAUUUUGUUGCAUGUCUGGGAGGAGAUGGGGUGAUUCUCCAUGCCUCAAAUCUAUUUAGAGAUGCUGUGCCUCCAGUGGUAUCAUUUAAUCUCGGAUCUCUUGGCUUCCUCACGUCACAUAAUUUUGACGACUACAAACAAGACCUUAGACAAGUUAUUCAUGGUAAUAAAACGACCGAUGGUGUUUAUAUAACUUUGAGGAUGCGCCUUAGAUGUGAGGUAUUUCGGAAUGGCAGGGCAAUGCCCGGAAAAGUGUUUGAUGUGCUAAACGAGAUUGUGAUUGAUCGCGGUUCAAAUCCAUAUCUGUCUAAAAUUGAGUGUUAUGAACAUGAUCGACUCAUUACCAAGGUCCAAGGUGAUGGGAUCAUAGUGGCAACUCCUACUGGAAGCACUGCGUAUUCAACAGCUGCAGGGGGUUCCAUGGUUCAUCCAAAUGUUCCCUGUAUGCUGUUUACCCCUAUUUGUCCUCACUCGCUUUCAUUUAGACCCGUGAUUCUCCCAGAUUCUGCUCGCCUAGAAUUGAAGGUACCUGAGGACGCAAGAAACAACGCUUGGGUAUCCUUUGACGGAAAGAGGAGGCAGCAACUCUCUCGUGGAGAUUCAGUGAGAAUAUCAAUGAGCGAACAUCCACUUCCGACAGUCAACAAGUCAGAUCAAACGGGUGAUUGGUUCCACAGUCUGAUUCGUUGCCUAAACUGGAACGAGAGGCUCGAUCAAAAGGCACUUUGAACAUAUUCUCCAAGGCUUUCCGUUGACAGGUUCCUGUAAAUCGCUGUAUAUAUCUUAAUUUUGAUAUAAUCUGCAUAUAUUAUAAUUAUAGCGCUGAAUAAUGCUAUUAUUUCCCAACGUUGGGGGCCAACGUAAAGUUACUGAUGGCCACAUCAUUUUUGUUUUCCGACUACAUAUUCGAAAAAUCACACUAUAUACGCUAUACAUUAUCCGCUCAUAUUUAAUGAAGUAAAGGUUUCGGUAAA
This is a messenger RNA of Amaranthus tricolor (Joseph's coat), 3716 nucleotides long. RefSeq names its product NAD kinase 2, chloroplastic. The record is from RefSeq and is a predicted model, not a curated record. The coding region runs from base 463 to 3471 and encodes 1002 amino acids. Gene Ontology annotation, biological process: NAD+ metabolic process; NADP+ biosynthetic process. Gene Ontology annotation, molecular function: NAD+ kinase activity. Lineage: Eukaryota; Viridiplantae; Streptophyta; Magnoliopsida; Caryophyllales; Amaranthaceae. The transcript has 8 exons.